CUUAUGGUGAUAAAUGCUGCUUCAGCCAUAACAUUGAAGCCUUUAAGGCCCAGAAACUAGCUGAUUUGGAGGGCGAAUGCCCAUUUCUGAGCGAUGAUGGGCUGCCCAAUUGAUAUUGUUGUUAACAAGGGUGCUGGAUCAUGCCUUCUUACAAAGCCCAUGCGAAUGAAAAGAAUUAUUGAAGCUGCCUCUGCAACAGUGGAGACACCUAUAAGACUAUAACUGUUAAGGUACGGACUGGUUAUUUGAAGGGAAGAAUCGCAUUGAUUCAUUAAUUGCAGAUAUUGGCUACUGGGGUGCCAUUGCAGUCACAGUACAUGGUCGAUCAUGCCAACAACAGUAUAGCAAACUUGCUGGUUGGGACUACAUAUACCAGUGUGCUAGGAAGGCCCCUGAUACUUUGCAAGUUUUGGGGAAUGGUGAUAUUUUUUCAUUUUUAGACUGGAACUAUCAUGUUUCUGACUGCCCUGAGCUUUCUUCAUGCAUGUUGCUCGAGGGGCACUAACUAAGCCUUGGAUAUUUACUGAAAUCAAGGAACAGAGACACUGGGAUAUAACUUCUGGACAGCAGUCGAAUAUUUUGAAGGAUUAUGUACGUUUUGGUCUUGAACAUUGGGGAUCUGACACAAAAGGUAUGUGGUGUUAAUUUAAUAGGCAUUUGAUGUCCUUGAUGAGAUGCAAUGAAACUAAGAAGAGUAGUUUAUCUUAAAAUAGGAAUCUGCACCUUUACAGUAAUACCAUAUAUCACCCAAUGAUGAAUGCAUGCAUAAGAAUAUCAUUCGGUUGCAAAAAUGUUGCGGGUGUUGAGAAAACUAGGCAUUUCUAAUUGGAGUGGCUGAGCUAUGCAUGUAGAUACAUACCUGUUGGUCUUUUAGAUGUCAUUCCACAAUGGCUUAACUGGCACCCACCAUCCUACCAUGGCCAAGAUGACCCUGAGACAUUAACAACUCUGCAGCUGAUUAGAUACGAAUUUCUGAAAUGUUGCGUGGCAAUGUUCCAGAUGGCUUCACGUUUGCACCAAAGCACAAGUCCAAUGCUUACAAUCGAGCAGCCAAUAGUUAAUUUCCAUAUGUUAAUCGCUGCAUUAUUCUAACACUCAUUUAAUUUCAGAGGAAUAGCCAGAAUAAUCAACAGACAGUAUCCUGCAUUCCAGAGUCAUCAAGAAAAUCAGUAAACACUUAUUUCAUUGGUACUCUUAACUACUAUCAUGUGGGAAUGUACCUUCAUCUUAUCCAAGAAUUUGUACCAACUACUGACUUAUAUAAUUUUACUACAUUUUAAUUAAAAUCAUAGCUUUGG
Messenger RNA from Rubroshorea leprosula, 1298 nucleotides. Lineage: Eukaryota; Viridiplantae; Streptophyta; Magnoliopsida; Malvales; Dipterocarpaceae. The record is from the annotation of a GenBank genome assembly.